CAUCAACAUUAUCAUCAUAAUGGCUUUAUCCAUUCUUCAUCCAUCAUCCCAAGCUCUCUCCAAUGGCGCCCAACCCCCAUUCAUAUUCCAGUCCCGGAAACACGCCGUCGACAAACCGCCGCCGGCCGCCCCGUCGGAGAAUUUCACGCAAGAUAUUCUGGAUGCGCACAACCGGCUGCGGGCGUCGGUGGGCGUGCCGCCGGUGACGUGGAACGCCACGGUGGCGGCGUUCGCCGCCUCGUACGCCGCCAAGAGGGCGGCGGCGGACUGCAAGCUGGUGCACUCCGGCGUGGCGGAGUACGGGGAGAACAUCGCGUACGGGUACGGGGACGACUUCGUCCCCGUGAAGGCGUGCAUGAAGUACUGGGUGGAGGACGAGCGGCCGUACUACGACCACUCGUCCAACACUUGCGCCGCCGGCAAGGAGUGCCGCCACUACACGCAGAUGUUGUGGCGGAACACCACCAGCAUCGGCUGCGCCAAGUCGGCGUGCCGGAACGGUUGGACGUUUAUUUCGUGCAACUAUUACCCUCCGGGCAAUUAUGUAGGGGAACGUCCUUAUUAGUUAAUUAAGGUCUAAUUAAGGACCUCUCGAGUGUAAUUAAUAUUAAUUGAUGUCAAAUAUUUGAUCAAUAUUUUGAUAUUGUAACAUUUAUUCACGUAUUAUUAUACUUCGUCCAUCGUGAAUAUUCUUUUUAUUUGACUUUUUCUUUGUCAAAGUUUAUUUUGAUUAUGACAUACAGAUAAAACAUACGAAGUAUUGUUUUAUGAUAUAAAUUUAAUACCAAUGUAUUACAAUUGCAUCAAAAUUCUCGCUUUUUAUUUUUGAGUUUAAAAUUGUCAAUUUAGCAUUAAUUGAGUGGAUACAACCAAAAUGACGAUGAAUAUAGCAAUACCUUGAAU
Molecule: messenger RNA, 903 nt
Organism: Cuscuta campestris
Lineage: Eukaryota; Viridiplantae; Streptophyta; Magnoliopsida; Solanales; Convolvulaceae
Source: the annotation of a GenBank genome assembly